AUGAUUAUCGUCAAUGAUCCACACCAAUCAUCAUCAUUAUUAUUGAAUUGGCCAAUAUUACAUCGACUAAAACAUUCAUUUCUUCAACAAAUUCAAUCAUUUCUUGUGUAUGGUGAUCGUGGUACUGAAGUAUUGAUCAUCACUGCCAACGAAACCAUCUAUACAUUUGGUGAAAAUAAUAGAUGGCCAUCAUUACCAUUAGGACAUCGUGAACGAAUUGAUGGUGAAAAACCGGAAGAAAUUGUUGAAUUUCAAAAUCAAAAAAUCAUCGAUAUUGUUUAUGGCCAAAGACAUGUUAUGGCUGUUACUGAAUUGGGUGAAUGCUAUAGCUGGGGUGAUAAUCGUUUUGGACAAUUGGGUAAUAAUACAUUUUUUGAAUCAUUAAAACCAAUACUUGUUGGUAAUCAUAUACAAUCAUUGGCAUGUGGUUCAUAUCAUACGCUUGCAUUAACAAACACUGGACAAGUAUUUGCAUGGGGCCGUAAUAAUUAUGGCCAAAUUGGUAUCGGUUCCAAUAAUGAUCAAUUAAUACCGGUUAAAAUAUCUUCAUUGGAUUCGGAAAAUAUUCAUAUGAUUAAAUGUGGUAGUUCACAUUCAUUUGCCGUUACUGAUCAUGGUAAACUUUAUGGAUGGGGUGGAAAUUCAUUCGGACAAUUAGGUAUUGGUAAUUGUACCCAUCAAAGCGUACCAACGAUGGUUAAAUUUUCCAAUGAUGUACCCGUUAAAUCGAUUGCUUGUGGUGAAUAUCAUACAUUAAUUCUAAUGAUAACCGGUGAAAUUUAUAGCUGUGGCCGUAAUGAUCAAUGGCAGCUAGGAUGUACACAAAUAUCUAGUAGUGAAGGAUCAUUAAUACCGGUACGAAUUUCAUGUAAAGAUCGUUUCGAAUCAAUUGCAUCACAUUUUGCUACAAAUUUUUCGGCUGCUAUUUCAACAUCAGGCUAUUGUUAUGUAUGGGGUGAUUGUGUACAGCCAGGCGAACAACAACCACAUCAUAAUCAUCAUCAACAAACGGAUAUCGAUGUUGAAAGACCAUCACCACCGAUUCGUGAACCACGACAAACACCAUUGAUUUCUAUACACGAUGCAUUCAUACAUUAUUGCCGUAAACGUAUUACACCAUUUUUAUAUGAUCUAGAUCAUGAAGAACGUAUCCGUAUGCGUACGGUUGGUUCACGUUUAGUUGAAAAAUUACGACAAUCAUUUAAUGAUCAAGCCACUUCGGAUAUAGAAUUCAUAAUUGAUGGCCAAUCAAUAUAUGUUCAUCAAUGGUUUCUACAAUUAUCUAGCCAAUAUUUAAAUCGAAUGCUUUCAGAUGAAUGGAUGGAAACGGCAAUGAUAAUGGAUAAAAAUGAAUAUGAUAGUGCUGAUGUACAGAAUAAUGGACAACAGAAACAGGAAAAAAUUCGUAAAAAAAUUGAAUUACAUACAUAUUCCUAUGAAGUAUUCUAUGCUUACUUACGUUAUCUUUAUACCGAUAUAUUGGAAUUUGCAGAAUCAUCAUCAACACAACAAACUUUAAUAGAAUUAUUAGAUCUAGCAAAUUGUUAUCUGGAUACGGAUUUGAAACAAAAAUGUAUCAAUAUGAUGCGUCAUAAUUUAUGUAUAACAAAUUGUUGUGAUUAUUAUCAGCUAGCCAUACGUUAUCAAUUAGUGGAUUUUGAAAAAGAAAUCAUCAUUUUUGCUUAUAAUAAUAUUUUCGAAAUUUGUCGAUCAAAUGGAUUUAAAUCAAUGUCCGGUGAUUUAUGUAAAUCAUUAUUAGUGGCCAUCAGUGAAAUGGCCUAGAAAUGUCAAUGAAAUAAACAAAACAAAAAAAAUUUUUGAUUGAAUGAAUGAUGAUGAUGAUGAUUUUGAUU
Dermatophagoides farinae (American house dust mite) is the source of this 1853-nucleotide messenger RNA. RefSeq names its product RCC1 and BTB domain-containing protein 1-like. Gene Ontology annotation, molecular function: protein binding. The record is from RefSeq and is a predicted model, not a curated record. Lineage: Eukaryota; Metazoa; Arthropoda; Arachnida; Sarcoptiformes; Pyroglyphidae.